Brachypodium distachyon (stiff brome) is the source of this 1802-nucleotide messenger RNA. RefSeq names its product 26S proteasome non-ATPase regulatory subunit 11 homolog. Bases 293 to 1573 code for a protein of 426 amino acids. Gene Ontology annotation, molecular function: structural molecule activity; protein binding. The transcript has 2 exons. Lineage: Eukaryota; Viridiplantae; Streptophyta; Magnoliopsida; Poales; Poaceae. The record is from RefSeq and is a predicted model, not a curated record. Gene Ontology annotation, cellular component: proteasome regulatory particle, lid subcomplex. Gene Ontology annotation, biological process: ubiquitin-dependent protein catabolic process.
AAAUGUAGCUAGUGAGAGCAAGCAGCCAAGCAUUCAUUUCGGCCCGCAUCAGUUUUGCUGGGAAACAACCCCGAAAAUUCCAAAAUUACGCCGCACCCCUUCGUUUCCUCCUCCAGCGGCGAUUUGCUCUUUUCCGUUCGUCUCAGAUUCUCACGCCAACGUCGCCGAGCUCUGCCCGUUAGACCGAAGCUCGCGAAGGGAUUCCUUUCUUGUCGUCGUCGUCCUUCUCCUCCGCUCUACUGGACAGAUCCAUCCGGGCAACUUGGAUCACCGCCUUCUGCGGGCUGUGAUCAUGUCUUCUUCAAUGGAGUCGUCUUACCUUCCUGCUACCACCGAGUCAAUUGCGAAGGCGCAGGAGGCUAAGGAUGCUUCAGAGUCUAUUUCGAUCCUUUACCAAGUGAUCCAAGACCCUUCUUCUUCUGCAGAUGCAUUGAGAACAAAAGAACUUGCGAUUACUAACCUUACAAACUACCUCACUAAAGAGAACCGUGCUGAGGAGCUGCGAAAUCUUUUGACCCAGCUCAGGCCAUUUUUCUCACUUAUUCCUAAGGCCAAGACUGCAAAAAUAGUCCGUGGAAUCAUUGAUGCUGUCGCCAAGAUUCCAGGAACAUCUGAUCUUCAGAUCUCGCUCUGCAAGGAGAUGGUGGAAUGGACCCGUGCAGAGAAACGUACGUUCGUCAGGCAGUGUGUGGAGGCAAGGUUAGCGGCUCUUCUGUUAGAUAAUCAGGAGUACACUGAAGCCCUGACCCUCCUCACUGAUCUUAUCAAGGAAGUCAGGAGACUUGAUGACAAGUUGCUUCUUGUGGACAUUGACCUUUUGGAGAGCAAACUCCACUUCUCUCUGAGAAACCUGCCUAAGGCCAAAGCUUCAUUGACCGCUGCAAGAACAGCGGUGAAUGCCAUAUAUGUUCCACCAGCUCAGCAGGGCACCAUUGAUCUGCAGAGUGGAAUCCUUCAUGCGGAAGAAAAGGAUUAUAAAACUGCUUACAGCUACUUCUUUGAAGCAUUCGAGGCUUUCAAUGCACUGGAAGACCCAAGAGCCAUCUUCAGCUUGAAAUACAUGCUCUUGUGCAAGAUAAUGGUUAACCAGGCUGAUGAUGUUGCCGGAAUAAUCUCAUCCAAGGCUAGCCUGAAGUAUGUAGGUCCUGAUGUUGAUGCUAUGAAAGCUGUAGCCGAUGCGUAUUCUAAAAGAUCUCUCAAGUACUUUGAAACAGCCCUUCGUGAUUACAAAGCGCAGCUUGAGGAGGACCCUAUUGUGCACAGGCAUCUUUCUUCUCUGUAUGAUACUCUACUGGAGCAGAAUCUCUGCAGGUUGAUUGAGCCCUACUUGCGGGUGGAGAUUGGGCAUAUCGCAGAGAUGAUUGAAUUGCCGGUAGACCAUGUGGAGAAGAAGUUGUCUCAGAUGAUCCUCGACAAGAAAUUCGCGGGUACUCUGGAUCAAGGUGCUGGUUGCCUCAUUAUCUUUGAGGACACCAAAACAGAGGCCAUCUUCCCUGCUACACUUGAAAAUAUUGCAAAUGCUGGGAAGGUUGUGGACAGUCUUUACAUGAGGUCUGCGAAGAUCAUGGCUUGAAUGCCAUUACUCAUGUGACAGUCCAUGUUUUGCCUAUGAUUUCAGCUUGUUUUAGUCCUAUUGGUGUGUUUCUAGACAUUUAAUCCUGCCCAUUGACACCUUUUUCUAUAUGUUUGUCUUUUCUUUUAGUUAAAAAAUUAUACUUGCUCACCAACUGGGCAGUUUGUUGUUUCAAUGGGUGGGUGUGUAUAUGUCUUGUUGUAAGAGCAUCACCAGCAGACCCCUCAAA